Molecule: messenger RNA, 2474 nt
Organism: Camelina sativa (false flax)
Lineage: Eukaryota; Viridiplantae; Streptophyta; Magnoliopsida; Brassicales; Brassicaceae
Product: transmembrane E3 ubiquitin-protein ligase FLY2
Biological process (GO): proteasome-mediated ubiquitin-dependent protein catabolic process
Cellular component (GO): endomembrane system
Molecular function (GO): ubiquitin protein ligase activity
Source: RefSeq, a predicted model, not a curated record
GUUAUUAUAAUGUUUUGGGGGACUUGAGAAAAAAAGAGAGAGAGAGAGAGCAAUUCUUCUGCAGAGAGAUCAUCCAUCUUCAAAGAGUGAAACUUUUUACAAAGGAAACUCCUUUCCAUCUUUUUCUUCUCUCCAAACAUAAAAAGUUUUCAACUUUCAUUUCACCCAAAAACGAGGAAUCGAUACAGAGAGAAUCUACUCAAUAGGAAAGAACCACCAUUAUUUCAAAGUCAAUUUGCUGUUCUAUGAUGAUUGAUUGAUUGAUACCACAAGUUAGCAGAACAAUUGCAAGAGUUUGUUUCUCUGUCAUAAUCUCUUCUAGUUGUGGUGUUUGGUGCAGACGACGACAAUAUAUAAUCUUUGUAUUGGGCAGUUUGUUUGUUGGGCUCUCACUUUCUCUCUCUGUUCAGCCGAUUUGAUUCUUCGUUUCUUUGUUGUUUGACUUCACUUGAAGCAACCUCCCUUCUUUUUAUUGAUCUCUUCCUUUUUAUGUCUUUGAUGAAUCGUCGGCAUUGUGAUUUUGGGGUUGUGAUAUGAGGAAGCUUGGGGUUUGGGGAUUAGGGUUCCUCUGCUUUUCGAUUUGGUUUGCCGUUUUGCUGCAACAAGCUCAUGGACUGAGACCCAUUAGGGAGACAGCUCGAUCCUGGGGCGAUGAGUGGCUCUUUGGCAAAAAAGAAAAAGGCGGAGCAGGACCUUUUUCUGCUUGGAAUAUAACAGGAACAUAUAGAGGCACCUGGAAGUUUCUAGAUACUGUAAAUAGCUCUUCAAAGUUCCCAGAUUUCAGAAAAGAAAGCGGUAACUCUGUCAUUGAAUUAGUCACAAGUCCAACAAAAAUAACUGGUGUACAUUAUGUUCAGGGUGCAGUUGUUUUCCAUGAUGUGUUUGACAAUGAACACAAUGUGGGUGGUGCCCAAAUUAAAGUGGAAGGUGUAUAUAUUUGGCCCUUUAGACAGCUCCGUCUUGUUGCUAACAGCGGAAAGAAGGGUGAUUCAGGACUAGAAGACGAUUAUCUUCUCUCCAACCCCUAUCACCUGCUUGGAAUUUUUUCCUCCCAAGUGUUUCAAGAAUCUCCAAGAGACAGAAUAUUGAAAAAGAAAACUUCUCCAAUAUAUGAGAUGGAGAAGCACUGCAAUAUCGAAAUAGCAGCUCAAAUUUCCCAAACCGUUUCUAGUGAAAACAUUAUUUUGGUAGAUGGGGGGGACAAAGAUCAUUAUCAUAUCGACGGAUUGAUGGAAAGUCCUGCAGUAGAUGAUGACAAAGAUUGUUUUUCUCCCUUGUCGCUGAAUGCGACCUCCGUAAACGUUGAAGUCUAUUAUAACAAAGCUGUGAACUAUACAUUGAUGGUCACUUUUGUCUCGUUCCUACAGGUUCUUUUGUUGAUCCGACAAAUGGAGCACAGUAACACACAAUCCGGUGCUGCAAAGGUCUCUAUAGUAAUGAUCGGGCAACAAGCCAUCAUGGAUUCUUAUUUAUGCCUUUUACAUCUCACAGCUGGGAUUUUAGUUGAAUCCCUUUUUAACGCUUUUGCAACGGCUGCGUUCUUCAAAUUUGUAGUGUUUUCGAUAUUUGAGAUGAGAUAUCUUCUGUCCAUAUGGAAAGCAACCCGGCCUUCAACCAGUGGUGAGGGCUGGGAAACAAUGAGGCGUGAGCUCUCCUUUCUGUACAGCCGUUUCUAUGGAAUCCUUCUUGGAGGCAUAUUGGUAAUGUACGAGUUCCACAACUACAUGCGGCCGAUCCUCCUACUCAUGUAUUCAUUUUGGAUUCCCCAGAUAGUUGCAAAUGUUGUUCGUGAUUCUCGAAAGUCUCUGCACCCUUAUUAUAUCAUGGGGAUGACUGUUACACGACUUGCUAUACCCUUGUAUGUUUUUGGAUGCCCGAAGAACUUCAUGCGUGUAGGGCCCAGCAAGGCCUGGUGUGUAGGCCUGUGCGCAUUCGUUGGGUCUCAAGCUGCUCUUCUUCUUCUUCAGCAUUAUUUCGGGUCUCGUUGCUUUGUCCCUCGGAAGAUGCUACCUGAGAAAUACAGCUACUACAGAAGAUUCGAUCAUGAUGUAAACCGAAGCAGGGACUGCGUAAUCUGCAUGGCCACGAUUGAUCUCAGACAACGUAUUAAUGAUUGCAUGGUAACGCCGUGCGAGCAUAUAUUCCACUCGGGAUGCUUACAGAGAUGGAUGGAUAUAAAGAUGGAGUGCCCAACAUGUCGUCGCCCACUUCCUCCAGCUUAAGCUUCGGUUCCCUAAGAAUUGGCUAUUAUUAACGAACUGCACCCACAUUAGUUGUAGGUACAAGCUGCUCGAAUAUUGAUGUUCCAGGCUUUGGCUCCUUGUUUGGUUUCAGACAGGCCUUGGAAAGAUAUUAGAUGAAAUCAGAGCAUAGAUAGAAUCUGGCUGAGUAGACAUUUGUAUGAAUUGUGUAAUAAGUCUCUUUAAUCAUUUGGUCAUUCUUUCAACAUAAAUAGAGAUUAUUUUUGACUCAAA